This is a messenger RNA of Scophthalmus maximus (turbot), 3096 nucleotides long. RefSeq names its product calpain 5a (gene capn5a). The transcript has 13 exons. Gene Ontology annotation, cellular component: cytoplasm. NCBI's taxonomy places the organism in Eukaryota, Metazoa, Chordata, Actinopteri, Pleuronectiformes, Scophthalmidae. The record is from RefSeq and is a predicted model, not a curated record. Gene Ontology annotation, biological process: proteolysis. The coding region runs from base 285 to 2198 and encodes 637 amino acids. Gene Ontology annotation, molecular function: calcium-dependent cysteine-type endopeptidase activity.
UGGUAUUUUCUAUCGGUGCCCACAUUAAACCACACCCAUGUUUGGCUGCUGUUCAUCUGCUCCUACUUGUUCCACAGACAUAAACGCGUCUGUGUCUAUAGAUCACACUGUUGGUCUGUAGAUUUCAGCUCAAGUCACUUGUCAGUCGUUUUCCAAUCGAGACGCAGUAUAUUCACAUAUGAAAUGAAUGAGGAGUGAGAUGGGGUCAUGUGAUGACUGAGUGAAGCAGAAUAAGGAAAUAAAUACCAGAGGUCUAGAGGUAAAUGUGGUGAUGCUGCAGGGGCAUGGCGGUUCCAUACGAGGGCCAGUCCUUCUCUGCGCUGAGGAGGCAGUGCCAGCAGAAUGGACGUCUGUUUGAAGACCCUCUGUUUCCUGCGUCGGACCAGUCUCUGUUCUACCAGAGCAACCGCAUCGGCCAGGUCACCUGGAAAAGGCCCAAGGAGUUAUGCAGCGACCCCCAUCUGUUUGUGGACGGCAUCAGUGCCCACGACCUGCACCAAGGCCAGCUGGGAAACUGCUGGUUCGUCGCCGCCUGCUCCAGUCUGGCGUUCAGAGAGGCGCUAUGGCAGAAGGUGAUCCCUGACUGGAAGGACCAGGAGUGGGACCAAGGAAAAACCGAGUCGUACUCCGGGAUCUUCCACUUCCGGUUCUGGCGGUUUGGAGAGUGGGUGGACGUGGUGAUCGAUGACCGGCUGCCCACAGUGAACGGAGAGCUUGUGUACUGUCACUCCAACGACAGUAGCGAGUUCUGGAGCGCGCUGGUGGAGAAGGCCUACGCCAAAACGUACGGAUGCUACGAGGCGCUGGAUGGGGGCAACACGGCCGAUGCUCUUGUGGAUUUCACCGGGGGGGUGUCGGAGCCGCUUGACUUGAUAGAGCAUGGAUUCAAAGAAGAUGAAGAGAAAUGCAACGAGCUGUUUGAGAGAGUCCUGAAGGUCCACGACAGAGGAGGCCUCAUCAGCUGCUCGAUCCGGGCAAUCAGUGCAGCGGACAUGGAAGCCAGGCUGGCCUGUGGACUGGUGAAGGGUCACGCCUAUGCGGUGACGGACGUCCGCAGGGUGAGGCUGGGUCACGGUCUUUUGGCCUAUUUCAGGUCAGACAAACUCAACAUGAUCCGCAUGAGGAACCCCUGGGGACAAAAAGAGUGGAACGGGCCCUGGAGCGACAGCUCUGAAGAGUGGAAGAAGGUCAGUAAGAGUGAGCGGGAGAGAAUCGGCGUCACUGUGCAGGAUGAUGGCGAGUUCUGGAUGAAUUUUGACGAUUUCAUCGCUAACUUCACAGACAUCAUCCUUUGUCGUCUCAUCAACACAUCCUACCUGAGUUUACACAAGACAUGGGAUGAAGCUGUGAUGAGCGGCUCCUGGCAACGCCACGACGACCCCCUUCUCAACCGGGCCGGGGGCUGCACCAACAACAAGCUCUCCUUCCUCCAAAACCCACAGUACGUGUUUGAUGUGAAGAAGCCAGAGGACGAGGUGCUGAUCUGUCUGCAGCAGAAAGACCGCCGAGCCAGACUGAGAGAGGGAAGAGGAGAAAACUUGGCUAUUGGUUUCGACAUACACAGAGUGGAGCUGAACAGGACGUAUCGUAUGCACGUCACACAGCAGAAGGUUGGCGGGAGCGUCUACAUCAACUCAAGGUCUGUGUUCCUACGCAUCGACCUUAAAGAGGGACGCUACGUCAUCAUACCCACAACCUUUGACCCUGGCCUAGAGGCAGACUUCCUGCUCCGCAACUUCUCUGACGUCUCCGCGGACUGCAAGGAGUUGACUCAACAUGAGCCUCCACAGACGUGCUGGUCUGGGUUGUGUGGUUAUCCCUCACUGGUCACUCAGGUCCACAUACUGAAUGCGAACGGACUUGCGGGUCAAGACUCUGAUGGAGUGUCAGACCCCUACGUCAUCAUUCGCUGCGAAGGAGAAAAAGUUCGCUCUCCAGUCCAUAAGAACACGCGCAGCCCUGUCUUCGACAUCAAGGGGCUGUUCUACAGGAAGAAAGCCAACAACCCAAUCAGCAUUGAGCUCUACAACCACAACGCGUUGAUGGACUCCUUCCUGGGUCAGGUGACGCUGCCAGCUGAGCAAGGUGAAUUCCAACAGACGCUCCACCUGAGGGACAAGGGCAAUCGCCGUGACAACGACCUCCCUGGUACCCUAACUGUCGCCGUAGUGACCAGCACUGUGCUCACCAACAUCUAAGACAGGCCCCCAAACUAAUUCAGCCUUCAGAAACGUUAUCAAAUUACCAGUUUACAACAUUCUUGCCUGUAAGGGUAAAUAUGACAGAAGGUUUGCUUUUUGGAAGAAUUUUUACUCAAUAUAAAAAUACACCUCCAGCAGAAGGUCCAUAGGGACCAUCAGAGGAAGUGAUUACAAAUAAAAGCUUUUUUAGCUUCAUGCCCAAAAAUGUGUGUUUACAACAUUAUUUACAGCCCCUGUUUCUCUUGAUAUCAUGAAAACAUGAAUUAGCUAAUGAUUUUUAUAGUUUAUAAACAUUGUUUACACUUCUUUAAGUCCUUUUCUUCUGAUUGAAUUGCAUGUUAUGGUCUUCAGCAGCUGUUUAAUCUGUCUUAUUCUAUUAGAUAUUUUUAACCAUUUAUAUUUUUAAACUUCUAUUUCCCACUCUGAAUCAUAUUUAUGUAUUUUUAUAUUGUCUCUAUAUUCUUUCUUUUCUAUCUUGUCUAGUCUUAUUUUAUGUUGACAAAAGCCAUAUCCUGCUCAGUAGCAGUGCAGGAAUCACCCGUUGUGGCAUUAGCUCAAUUAAAUGCACUCCGUUGGCAGUUAAUUAGCAACUAGCUAAACCUAAUUCAGUCUAAUACAUAAUGCACUUUUUGUGUUGAAACUGUUUUAGGGAGGUGAUUUCAACUUCUUGGUCAUUUGGAGUCUGCUUUUGGGAUUAUGUUGAAGUGUAUUACGUCUUACAUAGAGGUGUUUCUGUCAUGUAGCUUACGCUCACUGGUAUAAAUGAGGUGGACAAAAUAAUAAGAACAUCUGUCAUGGAGAAGUUUUUUUCUUCAGACUCUAGACAACCACUGUACCACUGCUCCAGACCACUGAUGUUAUGUGAAAAUUGAAAUAAACAGGUUCUUUUAAACUG